Messenger RNA from Triticum turgidum subsp. durum (durum wheat), 2040 nucleotides. Lineage: Eukaryota; Viridiplantae; Streptophyta; Magnoliopsida; Poales; Poaceae. The record is from the annotation of a GenBank genome assembly.
AUGGACAUGGUCACCGCCCCCCUCCUUCUCCUCCUGCUUCUUGCGCCUCUCGCCACUGCGCAAUGGCCAGAUUGCGGCAAGAAGGGCAACUUCACACAAAAUAGCACCUACCAAGCCAACCUCAGGCUCCUCUCUUCCACCCUCCCCAAGAAAGCCGUGUCCAACACCAACCUCUUCGCCACAGCCACUGUGGGCGAUGUUCCGGACAUCGUUCACGCCCUUACGCUCUGCCGCGGUGACACCAACGCCUCCGCCUGCCAGAGCCGCGUGGCAACCGCCUUUGAGGACGCCGAGCAGCUCUGCCCGUACAAUAAGGAAGCCGCCGUGUACUACGAUCUCUGCAUGCUCAAGUUCUCCAACAAGAAUUUUCUCGCCACCACCACCGCACUGAUCCUCAUGAGCGACCGGAACUUCACGACAAACUCCGACAUCACCCAACGAUUAUUGUUCACGCUUAUCAACAGCACGGCUCAGUCGGCCGCGAAUAGCUCGAGGAGGUUCACUACCUCGCGCUUAGAUGUUGGUUCCUCCCCGACGCUGUACUGUCUUAUGCAGUGCACGCCCGAUCUGACCGCCGACGAUUGCAUGGCCUGUUUCCAGACUGUCUUGAGUCUUACGCUUGGGUACCUGGGCGGUAGGCAAGGUGGCCGACUUCUGGGAGUACGGUGUAAUAUGAGGUACGAGAUGUACCCAUUCUUCCAAGGGGACCCUACGCUGCGCAUUAUCAACUUGGCACCUGAAGUUCCGGCGAUCAACAACAAUACGACACCAGCUACCGUGCAACCACCAGCUGCGGCGCCACCACCGGAGGGAAAAGCGACCAUCCAAGAACAGAAUGGACGCAGCUCACGCAAGAGGGCGCUGUUGAUUAUCGCUGUGGUGGCUCCAUUAUCGUCAAUAAUUUUGUGCUUUAUCUGUUCCGUUGUAUGGAUGAGAAGACGAAGAAAAGGAAAUGUAAACUUAAACGAUCAGGCUGCUACGAAUAGGCCAGAAGAAGAUGCACUGGUUUGGCGAUUGGAGGAGAAGAGUUCAGAGUUCACUCUCUUUGACUUUUCUGAGAUACUGCAUGCUACACACAAUUUCUCCAAAGAGAAUCUACUUGGGCGAGGUGGUUUUGGCCCAGUCUACAAGGGCCAACUACCAGAUGAAAUGGAAAUUGCACUUAAAAGGCUUGCUUCACAUUCAGGACAGGGUUUCACAGAAUUCAAGAAUGAAGUUGAACUUAUUGCAAAACUACAACAUAACAAUCUGGUCAAACUCUUGGGAUGUUGUAUUCAGGGAGAGGAAAAAGUAUUGGUGUAUGAGUAUUUGCCAAAUAAGAGCUUGGACUUCUUUAUAUUUGAUGCAAACAGAACAACUUUGGUUGAUUGGAAAAAAAGGCAUGUGAUAAUCGAAGGGAUAGCCCAAGGUCUUUUGUAUCUCCACAAGCACUCUCGAUUGCGAAUCAUACACAGAGACCUUAAGGCCAGCAACAUUCUCUUGGAUCAGGACAUGAAUCCUAAAAUUUCUGAUUUUGGCCUAGCAAAAAUUUUCAGCUCCAAAGAUACUGAGGGAAGCACAAAGAGGGUAGUGGGAACAUAUGGUUAUAUGGCUCCGGAAUAUGCAUCUGAAGGCAUUUACUCGAUCAAAUCUGACGUGUUCAGCUUUGGUGUGUUACUUCUUGAGAUCCUUAGUGGGAAAAGGAAUUCUGGUUUCUAUCAGUACGGAGACUUUCUUAACCUUCUGGGAUAUUCAUGGCAACUCUGGGAAGGAGGGGGGUGGCUUGAGCUUCUAGAAGUCUCAAUUGUCAAGGAGAUCCAUACAACAGAGGCUAGGAGGUACAUUAACAUUGCACUAAUGUGCGUACAAGAGAGCGCAGAUGAUCGACCCACCAUGUCAGAAGUUGUUGCAAUGUUAACCAGUGAGAGUGUUAUUCUCCCAGAGCCUAAUCAUCCAGCAUACUUCAACUUAAGGGUAUCUAAGGUACAUGAAUCAGCUAGUGUUGUUGUCCCAUGUAGUAAUAAUGAUGUAACCAUCACUGAAGAGCCAGAUGGCAGAUAG